Molecule: messenger RNA, 2709 nt
Organism: Rhodamnia argentea
Lineage: Eukaryota; Viridiplantae; Streptophyta; Magnoliopsida; Myrtales; Myrtaceae
Exons: 4
Coding region: 1-2709 (902 amino acids)
Source: RefSeq, a predicted model, not a curated record
AUGGAGAUAUGGCAUGGGGAUUUUCAUGAUGAAGAAUUCUUCCGCAAGCUUAGAGUUCUUGAGCUUCGUCAUCUUUCCAAGGAAUCUGCAACAUCCACGAGUCGUUUUAUUGAGAGUUUAGCCAACUUGGAAGAGCUAGUCAUACGUGAAUCUUAUCUGGAAGAGCCAAGUAGCAAUGUGGAAGCCAUGGAAGGCCCUAGUCAAGAGCAAAAAGUAAUAUUACCCUUUUCAAGACAAAUUAAACAUUUGAAGGCUCUAAAUCUAUCAGAUUGUGAUGGGUUAUCAAGUAUGUUUACACCGACAAUAGCUGAAAAUUUGGUGGCUCUCGCAAAAUUGAGGAUAAGUAAUUGCAGAAUAUUGACAGAAGUAAUAUGUGAUAAGGGAAGCAAGGAGGGGCAUGAAGUGGCUUUCCAUCAUUUGAAGUGUAUGGAGCUUGAUGGGUUGAUAGAGUUGAAAUGUUUCAGCUUAGGUGGAUGCGCUUUGAGUUUCCCUCUCUUGGAAGACGUCAUUGUGAAUGGAUGUCCCAACAUGAAGUUCUUCUCCGAGGGGUCAAUAGAGGCCCCAAAGCUGAAGAGAGUAAAAGUUGAUAUGACGGAACAGUAUGGACCAACAAAGUACCAGUAUUUUUGGAAGGAAAACCUCAACAUGACCAUCCAAAAUAUAUCUAAAGAAAUGGCUACGGUUGCUAAGGCUGAGUUUGUGCGGCUGUUUGAGUUCCCCGAGCUCAUUGGAAAGUGGCACCACGAACAUAAUCCCGUCAAUUCAUCUUGGCAAUUAAAAACCCUGGUGGUGGAUAAAUGUCCAUCAUUUAUUAACGCUAUGCCAUCCAAAUUGAUGCUUAUUUUAGAGAAAAUGACAAGCUUGCAAGUGCAUGCUUGCGAGUCUUUGGAAGAAAUAUUUGAUCUUGAAGGGCUUGAGCCUAUGGAAAGCACUUGGGUGCUACCUUGUUUACAGUAUUUGCACUUCAUCAAUCUACCAAAGUUGAGACAACUAUGGAACAAAGAUCUUCAAGGAAUGAUGCGCUUCAAUGCUCUAUCUUCUCUGACUAUUUAUAAAUGCAGCAACUUGAGACAUGCUUUCACUUCAUCGAUGGCUCGGUGCCUUGCCAAUCUAUAUGAUAUGGAAAUAAGGGAGUGUGAUCGGAUGGAAGGAGUGAUCGAUGAGGAAGAAGGGCGGGGAAGCACAGUCGAGAAGAUUACAUUCCCGAGGCUCAAUUGGAUGAUACUGGAAUGCUUGCCCAAUUUGACUAGUUUUCUAUCGGGAAAGAAUCAUGCGCUGGAUUGUCCCAAAAUAGAAUCUUUGAUCAUUGUCCACUGCCCCAAAAUGAGAAGUUUGACUUGGCAGCCUUCAAUGGAUAUCGACCAUGGCACCGCUUCACUUUUCACUCCACGGGUACAAUUUCUUGGGCUCAAGCAGAUGGUUCUCCGUCACAUGGACAAUUUAAGCAAAAUAUGGCCCGACAAUCCUCUAGAAUCUCUUACUUUUGACUCUCUUCGGAAUGUAGGGGUUCAAAAUUGCGAUAGCCUUGAAAAUCUGUUUCCGCAUUGGGUGGCUACAAGUCUAACCCAACUUGAGGGGCUUCAAGUGGAGUCUUGUAGGAUCGAGGAGAUAGUCGCUAAUGGAGAUGACAAUCCACACUCCAAUAUUGCUCAAGUUCUUUUUCCGAAACUAACCUCUUUGGUGUUACAUGAUAUGCCACGACUCAAGACCUUCUGCCCUAACUUGCCCACUUUGAAUUGGCAAUUCUUGAAGGAGUCGCGAGUGACUCACUGUGAUAAAGUGAACAUGUUGUGUUUUGCGGCAUCCAUGAGCAAGUGGACUCAGAAGGAUGAUAAACAAGACCUUUCAAACCAAGAAGCGCACUCUUCAUUUGAGAGGGACUUUCCCAACUUAGAAAGACUUUUACUAGUCGAAAAGGAUAUUCAUAUGAUGCGGGAUGGAAUAUUUGAAGAUGACAUUUGUGCCAAGUCAAAAGCACUAACAUUAGCAUGUUUUCAUGAUGAAAAGGCCGUCUUUCCACCUAGAUUCCUCCUAGAGAGAUUUCAGAACCUAGAAAGCCUUGAAGUGUUUUGUAGUUCCUUUGAAGAUAUAUUCCCCGACAAAAGAUUUGUUGAUGAGGGAAAACAACCGGUGCUUGAAAAUUUAAGAGAAUUUAAGUUAAGCAAGCUACACAACUUAAAGCGUUUGUGGAGAGAAGACCAUUUAGUAGCCAAAAUUCUUCAAAAGAUCGAAACACUUGAGGUUUUGGAUUGUCCCGGUUUGACGAUGCUAUUUCCAGUAGUGACAUCCUUCCAUAAUUUGACGAAGCUAGUAGUGAAAAAUUCUUCCGAAUUGGUACAUCUAGGGACAGUUUCGACGAUCACAAGUUUGGUGCAUCUUAAGGAGAUGACUAUAGAAGGAUGUGAAAAAAUGAAAGAAGUAGUGGCGAACGAUGAAAACGGAGAAGGAAAAGUGGUUUCUUUUGGAAAGCUAGAACGGUUGACACUUCAAAAUCUGCCAAGCCUAGAAUGCUUCUCCUCCGCCGCAAGUUGUAGCUUCAGGUUUCCAUCCUUGGGGUGGAUUGAAGUGGAAGAGUGCCCCAAAAUGAACAUCUUUUCCAAGGGUGACCUAAGCACGCCAAAGCUAGGGUUGGGGAGAUUGUUCGCAUACUGGUGGGAUUUGCAGUGGAACGGUGACCUCAAUAAGGCCAUACAAAAGUUGUCGGCAUAA